Messenger RNA from Rhinopithecus roxellana (golden snub-nosed monkey), 5318 nucleotides. It is a transcript of the gene RNF168, whose product is annotated as ring finger protein 168. Bases 595 to 2310 code for a protein of 571 amino acids. The record is from RefSeq and is a predicted model, not a curated record. Gene Ontology annotation, cellular component: site of double-strand break; nucleus. The transcript is spliced from 6 exons. Gene Ontology annotation, molecular function: nucleosome binding; metal ion binding; ubiquitin-protein transferase activity. NCBI's taxonomy places the organism in Eukaryota, Metazoa, Chordata, Mammalia, Primates, Cercopithecidae. Gene Ontology annotation, biological process: double-strand break repair; protein ubiquitination.
GCUUGCCCGGUGGCUGCUGCGCUGCCGCAACGAAUAGGGCUUCUGGCUGCGUAAGAAGGACCGGGACGCGGAGCUCUGGGAAACCGCGCCAGGCGCCGGAAAGCUGAACCCGGGAGUCGCGCGUCGCCCCCGCAGCAGCGCUAAAGCGGAAGGUCUGCAGCAGCCGGAGCCCGGGGUUCCUCCCGGAGCCGCGUCCCGGGGCCGGGCUGCCCCCAGCUGAGCGGAGCAUCCUCUCCGGAUGAGGGGAGGAGGGGACUUGGCGCGUUCCCCUCGCUGCUCCGGGAGCCGCAGCCGCAGUGUUCACGCCGCGGAGCAGCCCGGCUCCUCCGACGAAAGCCUGCGGUCGUUGGCUUGCCGGACGUUUGCCUUAAAAAUGGACAAAGACGCCGCCCUCCGCGGUGCUCCUGUUUGCCUGACCCUGAGAGUGCCUAUUUGCUUCAAGACGUGUUGGAUGCCCCUGUUCUCCGAAUUCUGAUACGCUUCUGGGCACGAUAUUGAAACACAAAACUGUGCUUUUGCUCUCUCUGAGUUGGCCGAAAAUAGGAUUCUUUUUCGCGCAGGUGUCGUCGUUUAGUCGACUUUAUUAACAUUAAAAUGGCUCUACCCAAAGGCGCCAUCCCCUCGCGGUCCGAGUGUCAGUGCGGGAUCUGCAUGGAAAUCCUCGUGGAGCCCGUCACCCUGCCGUGCAGCCACACGCUGUGUAGACCGUGCUUCCAGUCGACCGUCGAGAAGGCGAGUUUAUGCUGCCCCUUCUGUCGCCGCCGGGUGUCUUCGUGGACUCGGUACCACACCCGAAGAAAUUCUCUCGUCAACAUGGAUCUGUGGAAGAUCAUUCAGAAACACUAUCCCCGGGAGUGCAAGCUCAGAGCGUCUGGGCAAGAAUCCGAGGAAGUGGCUGAUGACUGUCAGCCAGUUCGUCUGUUAAGUAAACCUGGGGAAUUGAGAAGAGAAUAUGAAGAGGAAAUAAGUAAGGUGGAGGCAGAGCGACGGGCCAGCGAAGAAGAAGAGAACAAAGCCAGUGAAGAAUACAUACAGAGACUGUUGGCAGAGGAGGAAGAAGAGGAAAAAAGACAGGCAGAAAAAAGGCGAAGAGCGAUGGAAGAGCAACUGAGAAGUGAUGAAGAACUGGCAAGAAAGCUAAGCAUUGAUAUUAACAAUUUCUGUGAGGGAAGUACCUCGGCUUCUCCCUUGAAUUCCAGAAAAUCUGAUCCAGUUACACCCAAGUCUGAAAAGAAAAGUAAGAACAAACAAAGAAACCCUGGAAAUAUUCAGAAGUAUUUGACACCUAAAUCUCUGUGUGGGUCAGCCUCACACUCUGAAGCUGUACAAGAAGUCAGGGAAAACUCCAUAUCUAAGGACACUGACAGUAGUGAUAUGAAAAGCCCAACAGGGCAAGACACAGAAAUAGAAGAUAUGCCGACACUUUCUCCACAGAUACCCCUUGGAACUGGAGAACAAGGUGCAGAUUCUUCAGCAGAGCCGCCUAUGCCAUGGUUAUGUGCCUGUGGCGCUGAAUGGUACCACGAAGGAAACGUCAAAACAAGAGCAGGCAAUCAUGAUAAAGAGUUCUGUGUCUUAAGUCACGAGGGACCUAAAACCAGCGUUCCCGACCCUGAAGAAACUGCAGUCACGCCUUGUGGCAGAACGGAGAGUGGGUGUGCUCCCACAUCAGGGGUGACCCAGACAAAUGGAAACAACACAGGUGAGGCAGAAAACGAAGAGCUGGGCCUACUGAUCAGUAAGGAUAUUUCCAAAAGAAAAAACCAAGAAUCUUCCUUUGAAGCAGUCAAGGAUCCAUGCUUUCCUGCAAAAAGAAGAAAAAUGUCCCCCGAGUGUUCCCCAGAUCAAGAGGAAACAGAAAUAAACUUUACCCAGAAACUGAUAGAUUUGGAGCAUCUGCUGUUUGAGAGACAUAAACAAGAGGAACAGGACAGGUUAUUGGCGUUACAACUUCAGAAGGAGGUGGAUAAAGAGCAGAUGGUGCCAAACCGGCAGAAAGGAUCCCCAGAUGGGUAUCACCUCCGCGCUCCGCCCUCCCCUCCAGACAGAGUGCCAGAUGGACAGAGGAAGAAUCCCAGAGACAGGAACUCCAAAAGGCAAACUCAUACAGAGCAUCCAAAACCGCAGAGAGGCUCCAGGGACGAAAAUAGGCACCUGUCUUUAAAGAUGCAGUUGAAGCAUUCAGUGAAUGGAAGAAAGAUGCCAAAUUCUUCUAGAGAUCAGUGUAAUGUAUCCAAAAGUACUCAUUCCCUACAGCCUAGCAUUUCACAGAAAAGUAUUUUUCAGAUGUUUCAGAGAUGCACAAAGUAAUGCCUGGUAAAGGGAGUGCUUUGUGAUCUAGUAAAGCUGGACCGUGAAGCCCUUUUCUAUAAUGGAAUCGUUAUCCACGUGUUACUCAUGCUGCUCUCUGGGCACGCUCGUUGUCCUUAAUAAAGGUCUGUGUGGUGGUGAGGGCUGCAUAGACACAUGUGCUUCUGCACAGCUCAGCGGUAAGCGGGGGUCCCCUGUUGUUUCCUUAAUAAUGGAUACGUAUUAAGUUUUACAAUUCCUAUAGAUAGCUUAAACUUUGGCCAACUCCAGGAAGUCUCCACGUGCCACUGUCUUUCCAAAAAAAUGCAUGUUUUAUGGCCUUUGCUCACCUUUUCGUCAUGACUGGUGAUCAAAGCAAGAUUGUACUAUUCUAAGUAAUCAAGGAACCCAUGCAGGGUUUAAAAUGUAUUUUCUUGCUAUUGUCCCAUGUUUUACAGAGUACGCAAAAGGUAUUUUCCUAAAGUAAUCUAAUUUCCAUCUCCAGUUUAAUUCAGUUUUCGGCAUUGUAGCAUUUCCUUUGGUGUUUGUUUUGUUUUGUUUGACGGAGUUUCAAAAUUUGGAUUCAUAUUCAUAUGUGGGAAAUCCCAGAUAUUUCUUUUCUUUUUUCUUUUUUUUGAGAUAGAGUCUUGCUCUCUUACCCAGGCUGGAGUGCAGUGGCGCGAUCUCAACUUACUACAACCUCCGCCUCCCGGGUUCAAGUGAUUCUCCUGUCUCAGCCUCCCGAGUAGCUGGGAUCACAGGCAAGCGCCACCAUGCCCAGCUAUUUUUUUUUUUUUUUUGUAUUUUUAGUAGAGAUGGGCUUUCACCAUGUUGGCCAGGCUGGUCUUGAACUCCUGACCUAGGUGAUCCGCCUGCUUUGGCCUCCCAGAGUGCUGGGAUUAUAGGCAUGAGCCACCAUGCCUGGCCUGUUCCCUUUGGUUUAAAGUGGAUUCGAAUCAGUGUUAAAUCAGAAAAUCACGGUUUUCUAGGAAAUUGGGAAUUAGUUGCCAGAAAGGAAACUGAACUACGCAGAAGGAGUUAAGAGCUGGUAUGAGGCUGGAAGGGGUGACCGACAGUCCGGAUCAUUGAAACUGAUUGGGUGGUCAGAAUCUGGUCCAGAUGAGGAUGAGGCUGGAUGGGGUGACUGACAGUCCGGAUCAUUGAAACUGAUUGGGUGGUCAGAAUCUGGUCCAGAUGAGGAUGAGGCUGGAUGGGGUGACUGACAGUCCGGAUCAUUGAAACUGAUUGGGUGGUCAGAAUCUGGUCCGGAUGAGGAUGAGGCUGGAUGGGGUGACUGACAGUCCGGAUCAUUGAAACUGAUUGGGUGGUCAGAAUCUGGUCCGGAUGAGGAUGAGGCUGGAAGGGGUGACUGACAGUCCGGAUCAUUGAAACUGAUUGGGUGGUCAGAAUCUGGUCCAGAUGAGGAUGAGGCUGGAUGGGGUGACUGACAGUCCGGAUCAUUGAAACUGAUUGGGUGGUCAGAAUCUGGUCCGGAUGAGGAUGAGGCUGGAUGGGGUGACUGACAGUCCGGAUCAUUGAAACUGAUUGGGUGGUCAGAAUCUGGUCCGGAUGAGGAUGAGGCUGGAUGGGGUGACUGACAGUCCAGAUCAUUGAAACUGAUUGGGUGGUCAGAAUCUGGUCCGGAUGAGGAUGAGGCUGGAUGGGGUGACUGACAGUCCGGAUCAUUGAAACUGAUUGGGUGGUCAGAAUCUGGUCCGGAUGAGGAUGAGGCUGGAUGGGGUGACCGACAGUCCGGAUCAUUGAAACGGGUCCAGAAUGACGCAGCAGGGGCCGUUUGGCAGAGCAUCCUCUUCCCCUGUCCUUUGUGAAAGAACACAGGAAACAUUUGGGUUUUAUAGCUUUUCACCCCCUACUAUCAGGCUUCAAAAUCAAAAUUAGUUACUAAAUUGUGUGAAUUUUUGGAAACCUGCAUUUCUGUUCAUCUGCUAUUCCAGAGAAAAAUGGGAAUGUCUUACAGGAGAGUUAUCUCACAGUAUCUUAUGUUGUGGAGCCUGAAACAACCAUGUGUUUUCUUGUAUGUUCAUUUGUGUUGAUACUGCUUUUAUUUGAGUUUAUGAACAGAAAUAGAAAGUAUGGUGCUUGGGUUUUGCCCUUUCUUAACUCGUGACAGUUAAAUCAGAAGACACUGAUUUCAUUUUGUGAAAUUUAGCUCAGAGAUGAUUGAUCUUUUGUUUCAUUAACAUGAACAACUAUUAGUAAAAAAACAGCUCUAACAGCGUUCCUGCUGAUAUCUAGUAAUCUAUUAUUUUAAUUGAAAAUACAAUAAAAUGUCCUAGAGCCAAUUCUAGCUUAAAUUUGCCAAUAUUUUUGUAUGUCAUUAAGUUUUUUUUCCCCUAAGUUUGGUAAUAGAAAUGUUGUUAAUCUUUGCAUACUUGAUGGCAUCUAUAUCAAUGUUGAUUGGGUAAUUAUAAAUUCUGUGCUAAUUUAAAAUUUCAUUUGCCUCUUAAGGUGGUUGCCCUCUGAGUAAUGAUUGUAGUUAAAUGAAGUGUAGUUUGCAACUCUUACUAUCACAUUGGUUGUUAAGUAAAAAUAAAUAAACCCAAUUUGGCUAAGACAGACCAAGAUCAAUCUUCUCAUCAAAUCAAUAUUUCUCUAAGGGCAAUUUCACUUUAAGUUUUAGGGUGGACAUUCUUGGAAUGCCUCAAAUUAAAAGUUAUCUAUUUAAUCUUCCUGGAAUAGUCUGACCAAAAAGGAGGGUGUGGUAUAUUUAGAUGUAAAUAUAUCACAUACAUGGCAUGAUAUAUUUAGUAUUUAUAUAUUCAGCUAAUUCUCUGUGAAGAAGUCUUCCUGACUAAAAUUGGUUUCAUGAUAAACUAAUUUCUCUGUUAGUAUUUCUACUGUGCCUACCAUGUAUGACUUUUUGUUAGAAACUAAUAAAUGUAUCAGUCACUAGCAUGUACUGGUCCUUUUUCCUCUCAUUUUUGUGGAAAGGAUAUGCAAACGUUGAAUUUCUCAGGGAGUACUAAGGCUGUGCAGAGGCUGAGAAUCUGAAAAAUAAAAUAUUAAAA